AUGGUCACGUACAAAGACAUACAAGCCUCCAAUGCGCUUGUCAACGAUACAACGGCGCCGAGUGUGGCCGUCUUUGCCGGAGGUACGUCUGGCAUUGGACAGCUCACCAUACGAGCUCUUGUCGCCACGGGCGCCAGCAUGAGAAUAUACUUGGUUGGACGCAGAAGCUCCGCAGAUCGUAUGCAUGUUUUCAUACAAGAGCUCCAAGAUUCAAAUCAUAGAGCAAAAGUGAUUUGGAUCGAAGGUGAAAUUUCUCUGCUUGCCGAGACGAAAAGAAUAUGUCAAGUCAUCACAAGCAAAGAAUCACAUGUCGACUUGCUAUUCCUUACCGCGGGGUAUGCGCCCAUGAGUGGACGCAAGGAGACGCCAGAGGGCCUGGAGAUUACUCAGAGUCUGGCAUACUAUUCUCGCAUUCUCUUCAUUCAACAUCUCUUGCCCAUCUUGAGCAGGGCAGCCGCUCCCAGAGUAAUCAGUGUCUUGGCUGGCGGACUGGAGCGGGCCACUAUGAACCUAAUGGAUUUGGACUUGAAGGCGCCCGGAGGUUUCAACUUUAUCAAAGCUCAAUCACAAUACGCAACCAUGAACACGACAACAUUGGAGAAAUUAGCCAAUGAGAAUCCCGACGUAACCUUUAUCCACUCGUGGCCUGGCUGGGUGAACACGGGAAAUGUGAACAGAGGCAUUGAAUCCAAUUCAAUCACUGCCUGGCUGGUCUGGUUGUUCCUAGAGCCACUGAUUAGAUUAUUCUCAUUCAGUGACGAGGAGUCGGGACAGAGACAUCUCUUUCAGAGCACCAGCGCGGCUUUCGGUGGACGCGGCGUGUCUUGGAAGGGCAAGCCAGGAGUGAAUUCGGCAUCUCGGACGGAAAAUGGACUCUUCUUGGUCAAUUAUAAAUGCGACUGUACACCAAACUCGACAGUAAUGGCAUCACUACGCGAAAGGGCUCAGGGUAUAAUUUGGGAUCACACACAAGAGGUUCUCGGUCCAUAUUUGUAA
Messenger RNA from Pestalotiopsis fici W106-1, 996 nucleotides. RefSeq lists its product as uncharacterized. NCBI's taxonomy places the organism in Eukaryota, Fungi, Ascomycota, Sordariomycetes, Amphisphaeriales, Sporocadaceae. Bases 1 to 996 code for a protein of 331 amino acids. The transcript has a single exon. The record is from RefSeq and is a predicted model, not a curated record. Gene Ontology annotation, biological process: secondary metabolic process.